This is a messenger RNA of Rhea pennata, 3929 nucleotides long. RefSeq names its product cell adhesion molecule L1 like (gene CHL1). Gene Ontology annotation, molecular function: cell-cell adhesion mediator activity. The transcript has 26 exons. The coding region runs from base 1 to 3678 and encodes 1225 amino acids. NCBI's taxonomy places the organism in Eukaryota, Metazoa, Chordata, Aves, Rheiformes, Rheidae. Gene Ontology annotation, biological process: axon guidance; cell-cell adhesion; brain development. The record is from RefSeq and is a predicted model, not a curated record. Gene Ontology annotation, cellular component: plasma membrane; axon.
AUGGAGAUGCUAUUAAGCACCAAAAGGAUCACCAUAUGCCUGUUAUUCUUUGUAUUGAGUCUGGCAGCAGCUAUUGAAAUACCAUUAUCAGUUGCCCAGCUUCCAACAAUCAUGGAGCAGUCUCACACCCAGAUUGCCUACCCUUUCGACGAGGACUUCACAAUUAAAUGUGAAGCUAGAGGAAAUCCACGGCCCACGUUCAACUGGACUAAGGAUGGAAAACCGUUUGAUUUAUUGUCUGACCCUAGGAUACUUACGUUUAACAAUUCAGGAACAUUUGUGAUUCAAAACCAUGGAAUCAUCACUAAUUUCCAAGGGAAAUACCGUUGCUAUGCAUCCAACACACUGGGAACAGCCAUGUCAGAAGAAAUUGAACUUAUUGUUCCAAGUGUGCCAAAAUUCCCAAAAGAAAAAAUUGAGCCCCUUGAUGUGGAGCAUGGUGAUUCUGUGAUUUUGCAUUGUAACCCCCCCAAAGGCAUCCCACCACUGCAUAUCUAUUGGAUGAAUAUUGAUUUGCAGCACAUUCCACAAGAUGAAAGGGUCUCCAUGAGCCUUAAGGGAGAUCUCUACUUUGCAAAUGUGGAAGAAAAUGACAGUCGAAGUGAUUAUUGUUGCUUUGCAGCAUUUCCAAGACUGAGGACGAUUGUACAGAAAAUGCCAAUGACACUGAAGGUUUCCCGUUUUAAACAUGCUAAUGACUCAGGCUCACCUAAUGCUGCGGUUACUAAGGCAAAUUUUAUCAAGGAGAGAAAACCCAAACUGCUGAUCCCCCCUGAAUCUUCCAGCAGUAGCUCAUCAGUCACCGUCAUCAAGGGAGGUGUCCUACUACUUGAAUGUAUUGCUGAAGGGCUCCCAACUCCUCAUCUGAACUGGGUCAAGGUUACUGGAAGCUUGCCCAAGGACAAACCAGUAACAGAAAAUUAUGGGAAGAUACUGAAGAUAGAACAAGUGUCUGCAGCCGAUGAAGGAACCUACCAGUGCACAGCAAGCAAUUCUGUGGGCAGAGCGAAACACGAGUUCCACGUCCAUGUGGAAGAGCCUCCGCAGUGGAUAAAGGAGCCAGAAGGUGGUGUUUACAGCGUCGGAACUAAUCUUGUGUUGUUGUGUGAAGCUUUUGGCAACCCAGAGCCAACUAUAGAGUGGAAACUUAACGGGAUGCCAAUCGAUAGUAGGACCUUUAGAGGGAGAAUCUCUGACGGGGAGAUCAGCCUUACCAACCUGCAACUUCAGGACAGCGCUGUGUACCAGUGUGAGGCUAGCAACAAGCACGGCACCAUCCUGGCUAGUGCUAAUGUGAAUGUUUUAAAUAUUGCUCCCUUAAUACUAACCUCAGAUGGUGAAAACUAUGCCACAGUUGUUGGUUACAGCGCUUUCUUGCACUGCGAAAUUUUUGCUUCGCCUGUAGCAGAUAUUAGAUGGACUAAGGAUGAUAGCAUAGAGCCACUUUCAGAAUUACGCUAUGAAUUAAACAAAAAUGGAACCCUGGAGAUCAAAGACACGAGAAAAGAAGACUCAGGAUCAUAUGCUUGUUGGGCUGCAAACUCUGUUGGAAAAAGAGCAAUCACUGCUAAUCUGGAUAUAAGAGAUGCUACAAAACUUGUUGUUACUCCGAAGAACCCCCAAGUGCUAAAAUCACAUUCAAUUUUAUUGAAAUGUCAGUCUGAAUAUGAUUCACACUUGAAACACAGUUUUAAAUUAUCUUGGAGAAAAGAUGGAGAUGAGCUGCCAGUCAACAGCACAGGAGAUGGCAGGAUUAUUAUGGACAGGGAUACCUUGUUCAUAUCAAGUGUGACACUGGAGGAUCAAGGUGUUUACACGUGCGUGGCCAGCACUUCUCUAGACAGCGUCACAGCUGAGUCACGGAUAGUUGUUCUUGAUGUCCCUGAUCCACCAGAAGAUCUUCAACUCUCAGAAAAUCAAAACCGAAGUGUUCGAUUAUCCUGGAAAACUGGAGCCAGUCAUAAUAGCCCUAUUAAUGAGUCUAUAAUAGAAUUUGAAGAGAGCCGAUGGGAGCCAGAGAAGUGGCAGGAGCUAACCAGAAUCGCAGGGAAUGAAACCACAGCCAUUUUGUCACUCGCCCCAUAUAUGAAUUACCAGUUUCGUGUCACAUCUGUGAAUGCUGUCGGAAGAAGCAAGGCUAGUAAACCAUCACUGCGCUAUGCAACACCUCCGGCUGCUCCAGACAAGAACCCAGAAAACAUCCGAGUUGAAGCUUCUGAACCAAAUGAAAUGGUGAUGAAAUGGGAGCCGUUGAAACCUGUGGAGCGGAACGGGCCGGGGCUGGAGUACAAAGUCAGCUGGCGGCAGCAGGGGGUCGAGGCUGAUUGGAACGAGGAGAUGGUGAAAAAGCAUUCGCUGAUCCUGCGGAACACUCCCACCUUUGUGCCUUACGAGAUCAAAGUCCAAGCAGUGAAUAAUUUAGGAUCUGGUCCUGAACCAAAUGUUACCACUGGAUAUUCAGGAGAGGACAUUCCAGAUGCUGCUCCCUCCAGUGUGUCGGUGGAUACCGUGAAUAGCACGCUGGUUAAAGUGUUCUGGUUUGGAAUUCCGAGGGACAGAGUUCGCGGACACUUAAGAGGCUAUAAGGUCAGUUGGUGGAAAACAAGAAGUAUGCUGGAUGGAAAAAGACAUCACCCAGAGAAACACUUCCUAACCUUUGUUGGAGACAGAAACUAUGGAAUGAUUCCUGGUCUAGAGCCCUUUAGUGAAUUCCGCUUAACCGUGUUGGCUUACAAUGCAAAAGGAGAUGGACCAGAAAGCUCUCCAGUUGUGUUUGAAACUCCAGAAGGAGUCCCUGAGCAACCACGAUUUCUAAGGAUAUUAAACUUUGAUAAGGACUCCGUCACUCUGUCGUGGGGACUUCCCAAGAAGGCAAAUGGCCACCUUACUGGCUACCUUUUGCAAUACCAGAUAAUAAAUGAAACGCAUGAGAUCGGCCCUCUGCACGACGUCAGCGUAGCAAACCACUCCACGCUCAGCUGGCGGCUCUCCAACCUCAGCUCCAGCACCAAGUACAAGUUCUAUGUCAGGGCUUGUACAGCGAAAGGCUGUGGAAAGCCGGUCACAGAAGAAGGACUCACGAUGGCUCAAGGGAGUAAAGGGAUCGGCAAGAUUUCAGAAGCAGUAAAUCCCACCCAAAAGUUCCACCCCAUUGAGGCACUUGAGCCUGGAACUGAAUAUACAGUUCGUCUAGUGACUAAGAAUUGGGUUGAUAACAAUAGCAUUUUUGAAGAUGUAAUUGAGACAAGGGGGAGAGCUUAUGCUGGCAUUUAUGACGGAAUUUCUACCCAGGGCUGGUUUAUCGGACUGAUGUGUGCCAUCGCUUUGCUCACCUUGCUGCUGCUAACUGUUUGCUUUGUCAGAAGAAAUAAAGGAGGGAAAUAUUCAGUGAAAGAAAAAGAAGAUUUGCAUCCAGAUCCUGAAGCUCAAUCAAUAAAAGAUGAAAUCUUUGGGGAAUAUAGUGACAGCGAUGAAAAGCCGCUGAAAGGCAGCGUCCAGUCAAUAAAUGGGAACAUUAAAGCCACCGAAAGUGCUGAUAGUCUGGUAGAUUAUGGAGAAGGGGAACACGGGAUGUUCAAUGAAGAUGGUUCAUUUAUUGGAGCUUAUUCUGGAUCUAAGGAAAAAGGAUCGGUUGAAAGCACUGGGAGUUCUACAGCAACUUUUCCUCUCCAUGCAUAAAAUCUUAGCAAGAAUGUUUCACUUUUAAUUGUGAUAUUUGCCCUGACUAGUACUCGACAGUUACCGUAUGUGAUUGGAAAUAGGUUGCAGUUGAGUCAGCCAGGAACCCAACAUCCAGGUGAUACAAAAAUAAGUCACUGCCACUAAAAGAUGAUUUUUGAGACUAAUUGUCCUAAUUGUUUAGGUGUUUUCUUCUAAUGAAAACCAAUCGAAUCAUUCCUUAUUAUAUAAAAUAUGUCACUCAGUCUUAC